Molecule: messenger RNA, 909 nt
Organism: Cotesia congregata
Lineage: Eukaryota; Metazoa; Arthropoda; Insecta; Hymenoptera; Braconidae
Source: the annotation of a GenBank genome assembly
AUGAAGCUCUGGGUGGUCUUAAUUUUUGCGGCGAGUGUUAAAGGACAUGGAAGACUUAUCGAGCCUCCUUCCAGGGCUUCUAUGUGGAGGUACGGAUUUGAUUCGCCUCAUGAUUACAAUGAUAAUGAGUGCUAUUGCGGCGGUUUCACGCGACAAUGGCAACGGAAUAAAGGAAACUGUGGAAUCUGUGGCGACGCUUGGGAUAUUAAACCGCCUAGAGCCCACGAAACCGGCGGAAAAUACGGAAACAGUAUAAUAGUUCGUAAAUACAAAACGAACCAAUUGAUACCCAUAAAAAUCCAAAUAACAGCGAACCACCGAGGAUAUUUUGAGUUCGGAGUUUGCCCAAUGACCACCCGAGGCCGGGAGGUCACUCAAGAAUGCUUGUCAAAAAAUAUUCUCACGAUGAAGAACGGAACCGCGCGAUACUACCCGGGACCCGGUAAUAAAAUCUUCGAGGCAUACUAUAAAUUACCUGAGGACAUGACGUGUGGCCAGUGCGUCCUGCAGUGGCGUUACGUCGCCGGUAACAAUUGGGGCGACUGUGGUAACGGAACAGGUGCAGUGGGUUGCGGCCCGCAGGAAGAGUUCCGUGGCUGCGCUGAUGUGACAAUCGGAGACAACUACCCGCCACUAUCUCUACCGGAAACUCCAGAGUCCACGAAGACGCCUUCAAGCUCCACAGAGUCUCCAGAGACUCCAGAAUUCACAGAAAUCCUUCCAUACUGGUACUUGAACUUCAUAAUAGUCGGAACGACUCUCCUGAUAGUCCUGGCGGCUUUGGGACUGAUCUACUUGUACUACUACCACUUUGGGCAUGCGAAAAAAUGGCUAAGGUCGCGGUGCGCUCCAGAGCCAGCACCAGUAGCGCCUCCAAGGCAGAAACGAUCAUCAGCGCUUCAUUUAUAA